Molecule: messenger RNA, 1636 nt
Organism: Pyrus x bretschneideri (Chinese white pear)
Lineage: Eukaryota; Viridiplantae; Streptophyta; Magnoliopsida; Rosales; Rosaceae
Product: bifunctional protein FolD 4, chloroplastic-like
Exons: 5
Coding region: 130-1221 (363 amino acids)
Biological process (GO): tetrahydrofolate interconversion
Cellular component (GO): cytosol
Molecular function (GO): methenyltetrahydrofolate cyclohydrolase activity; methylenetetrahydrofolate dehydrogenase (NADP+) activity
Source: RefSeq, a predicted model, not a curated record
CUUCAAAAACCCCAAAAGGAUUUUAGGGUUUUUGUCUUUGUUCCUAAAACCUUUUUGGGUUUCUGAAGUUUGAUCAUAACGUACCGAAAACUCCCAUCUUCUUCUCAUAGUUGUCUGAUAAAACAUCCGAUGGCGUCGAAGAUAUUCACGGACUGUUCCUCCUCCACCACCCCUCGCCUCCUCCGCUUCAGACGGAACCCCCUCUUCCACUGCAACCACGGCGCCGUUUUCCUUCGCCCCCUCAUAAGCCCUAGCUCCCCCAGACGCCUCUCCCUUCACUCCUCGUCUGCUUCUCCUUCGCCGUCUCCGUCGGCCACAGCUUCGUUGGCUACUGAAUCAUCAGCAGCAGUGAUCGAUGGAAAAGGCGUUGCGAAGCAAAUCAGAGAUGAGAUCAAUGCCGAAGUGUCAAAGAUGAAGGAUGCGAUUGGCAUUGUUCCGGGUUUGGCAGUUAUUCUUGUUGGGGACAGGAAGGACUCUGCCACCUAUGUCCGCAACAAGAAGAAAGCUUGUGAGUCCGUGGGGAUUAAUUCCUUCGAAGUGCGCUUGCCUGAGGAUUCAACUGAACGAGAAGUGCUAAACUCUGUCGCGAGAUUCAAUGAUGAUCCUGCAGUUCAUGGCAUCCUUGUGCAGCUACCCCUGCCUUCUCAUAUGAACGAGCAAAACAUCUUAAAUUCCGUUAGCAUUGAGAAAGAUGUGGAUGGGUUUCACCCGCUAAAUAUUGGCCGUCUUGCCAUGCGUGGUAGGGACCCCUUGUUUGUUCCUUGCACACCAAAAGGAUGCAUAGAGUUGUUGCAUAGGUAUGGCAUCCCUAUCAAGGGAAAGAGAGCUGUUGUAAUUGGCCGGAGUAAUAUUGUUGGGAUGCCAGCUGCUUUAUUGCUGCAGAGGGAAGAUGCAACAAUCAGCAUAGUCCAUUCCCGAACCAAGAAUCCUGAGGAGAUCACAAGACAAGCAGAUAUUAUAAUCUCAGCUGUAGGGCAACCAAAUAUGGUGAGGGGCAGCUGGAUCAAACCCGGUGCAGUAAUUAUUGAUGUCGGAAUCAAUCCAGUUGAGGAUAAAAAAAGCCCUCGAGGUUACCGGCUGGUCGGAGAUGUGUGUUAUGAGGAGGCCAGCCAGAUUGCUUCAGCAAUAACUCCAGUUCCUGGGGGAGUGGGUCCAAUGACAAUAGCAAUGCUUCUCUCGAACACUCUUGCAUCAUCAAAACGAAUACACAACUUCCAGUGAGACGUUCAGAGUUACUGUUAUGAGCCCGUUUCAGUUGGAGAAGCCAUCUUAACCUAGAUCUGAAGCAACUGUUGUUUUCUGUCGCGGGAACAUUUUCUUUGUGUGCUUAUCGGCUGUCACCAUUUGAAAUCGAGAGUUGUCUUUGGUCAAACGAGCGAAGGCUUGGCCGGACAGUAUUAAUGUAUUUAUGGUAGGGAGGUUUAUGCAGCAGAGACUCCAUUUUCAAGACUCACCUCUGAUACGAAAAAUCUUGGAAGGCGUCCUCUCUACAGAAAGUGGAGAUAAGGUUUGCAAUCUUCAUGUAAAAAGUGACGGUGAUACGCACCACUCUUUUUAUCAUCGUUGGAUGGGUUUAAAUUUCGAGAUCUGUGAUUAUUUCAAAUUUUUUCUAUCUAAUUGUAAAUUUAAGGAGUCA